CAUGAAGGCUAUCCUGUGCGUUCUACUGCUAGCCGCAGCGGCCGUCUACGGCGCAGAAGAGAAGAAGAACGAGAAACGAGGCGUGCUAGGCCUUGGCUACGGCGGCCUUGGUUACGGCGGCCUUGGUUACGGCGGCCUUGGAUACGGUGGCCUUGGAUAUGGAGGGCUGGCGCAUGGAUAUGUUGGAGGAUUUGGACAUGGGCUGGGGCUGUAUGGUGGACAUGGAUUGUAUGGAGGACAUUUGGCUGCUCCCAUUGCACACGCUCCUCUUAUCAGCCAUAGCGUCGCCGCCCCCAUAGGCCUCGGAUACCACGGGGCGCCCCUUCUCGGCCUUGGCCAUGGCUGGCAUUAGGCCUAGGCCUUUUGGCCUCUGGCUUUUAGGCCCCGGCUUUUUGGCCUCUGGCUUUUAGGCCCUGGCCUUUAGGCCUCCCGCCUCGCGUUUACGCGACUUUAUGUUAAGGUGUCGUCGAGUGAUAGUGCCAAAUUAAGUCUUCGCUGUCUAUUCAAUAAAUAUUAAUU
Molecule: messenger RNA, 519 nt
Organism: Leguminivora glycinivorella
Lineage: Eukaryota; Metazoa; Arthropoda; Insecta; Lepidoptera; Tortricidae
Gene: CPH32
Product: neuropeptide-like protein 31
Exons: 3
Coding region: 2-352 (116 amino acids)
Source: RefSeq, a predicted model, not a curated record